This is a messenger RNA of Pocillopora meandrina, 6175 nucleotides long. The record is from the annotation of a GenBank genome assembly. NCBI's taxonomy places the organism in Eukaryota, Metazoa, Cnidaria, Anthozoa, Scleractinia, Pocilloporidae.
AAUGCAACAGUAGACACUGAAGACAAUGAAAAGACUUUGAUCAAAAGGGUGAAGUUUUCUGCAAUGACUCAGUUUUUGCCUUUCCCAUGUUUUUUUUUCUCAUGGAUGCAGACCAUUUAGCAAAAGCAGGGUUGGAGUUGCUAGGAGGUGUUAACUGGCAACUUUUGACAACGAUGCUCUGACUAAAGGAACAACCCUCAGACCUCUUUAUAAAUGACAGAUUUCUUUCUUUUUUAAUUUUUUUUCUUUUUUAAUCUUUAGUUAAUAAAAGUUCAUGCUUAAUAACUGUAAUGCUAUAAAAAUUUAUUACAUUCGUGCUCAAAUCUGGUGAUCCUUGCAAUCUUAUUGGUUCUCAAUGACACGAUUUAUUGGUAAAAUGCAUCACUUUUUGCUCUAAAGUGCAUCGAUUUCCCCAGGUAAUGAAAGCUCCUCGAAAAUACAGCAACAAAUCAAGAUUUAACCGAUUGUUUUAGGAAAUCAAUCAAAUUGCAGAAAAAAAGAAAGACAACUUUUACAACAUUUUACACACCAGCUCAGUACUGGAUAAAUAACAUACAUGUAUUUGUACCGGCUUUAAAAAAAUCUUUAUUCAUUUAGCAACUGAAUUUUGAAAAUUUAAAAUAAAUGUGAUGAAGUGGUGAUUGAACUUUUGCCAUGCACUUUUGGUCUGAAAUCAUACUGGUUAUUUCAAGUCUAAUGCUGCUGCACAAUCCUUUGAUUCAGAUGUCACGCGUAUGAUUUCAGAACAAAGUUUACUCCACCCAGUUCAAUUACCAUGUUCUACAGGUAUUCAACAUUUUUUUUUCAGUGUUUCCAUCAAUAAAGAGGUACUUAAUUAUAAUCAAAAAUGAUAAUGAAUCAUUUUCAUAAGUGUUUUGAUUUAUGAUUAUAACUUGAGGCUAUUUGAGUCAAAGAAAAGCAAAUUAAUGGAAAAGAAAGAAAAAAAAGAACAGUUAUUCGAUUUAGUUUUGAGGUUAAGUGCCAAUUAUUUGAAUGACUCUUUCAAACUGCAAGUUUGCGACUCGCAUUUUAAAUGCCUUUGUAAUGCUUACUCCACUUGGGAAAAUUAUCUUUGAAUGCUGAAUGAUUAAUUUUUCUGUGUAUUUCAGAGGAAAACUUGGAGGUGAGGAAGACACAUGGCACCUGAGGGAAGCUGGCGCCUCUAUCAAACUUAACAGUGAAGCUGUCCAACAACCUUUGCCAUUUACAUGUAGAUGCUUAUUGUGGAACCCCAGGACCCUCUCCCCACCCCUUGCCAGUGAUGAGAUAUUGGUUAGCAGUGUUAUUGAACUAUCUCAUGAUGGCCCACCAGAUCUGGAAUACUGGGAAAGUGUUGAAGGAUUAAGUUUUACUGUAGCUUUGUUGCACAGUGCCUCAAAUUUGGAGGGGUAUGAGGUGGUUAUCAAGCAACUCACUGACCAAGAGAACAAUGAAUGGAAGGAAUUGAAGACAGAGAAUACUUGGCAUGGAUCAGGUACUGUAAUGUUGUUAUGAAAUGCAGGUGUGAAUGAAUUAAUGAAUGAAGUUCUCAGGCUCCCUUCCUCACUGGCAUCAAUGUCAGUAUCUGAGCAAUUGUGCACCUUCCCCUCUCCUAGCCCGAAAUUAACCCCAACUUGUAACCCAAACUUGUUAGCUGACUGUUGUUGGCCUAGGAGAGGAGGAGUAGGUGUCCACUGACUCAGAUACUGGCAUUGAUCCCUGCAAUGCAUGACCUACGUACUGCACUAACAAUAUCAAAAUACACUUCUUGACACUUCAUGUGCGUUACAGAUCCAAUGGGUUUUUUAAAACAUUUUAGUUUGGUUUUCGGUGUAGUUGCGUCUAAGCAGUACAUGUAAUUAUUGCAUAAAUGUUACCAAAGUGCAUUUUAGUCAUUAAAAUAUAAAUUUUACCUAAUCACCAUGUUGUUGCAAACUUUAUUCUUUGAAGCAUAACUAUUAUAAUGGCAUCUGUUGGCGGCAACUUUAUUGUGUGAAGACUUCAAAACACAGUUGAAGGAAGCAAAUUCAACCAUUUUUUUUAUUCUCAUGCAGAAACUUCAACAAUUCCCAGGUGGCUUUUCCCAUUUGCACAAGCUGUUUGUACAAAAUCAGGAGUUUCUUCAUUUGCUGCAAUCUGGCGUCCUAAGUCUUUCACCUUUUCAAGAGGUACUGCAGUAGGUCCGGAACUGACCUGUAUUGUGCCUGACUUUCCUGAUGUCAGUGUUCAAAUUCCUCAGAGCUGUGUUCCUGUUGAUCAAGAUUUCUGUGUGACAAUAAAGGUACGUGGAACUGUAUAAUUAUAUAGAUGUAUGAGUUCAAAUGUUUUAUUUUCCAGUUUUAGUAUUAUAAGUGUUAUGAAAUUGGCGUGAAGGGAUUGUCAAAAACACGAAGAUAAAGCAAAGUUGUUAUAAGAGUACACCCUGUGGCCUCAGUUACUCACAGUACACCUAUUUAACUUACUGGCAACAUUGAUGGAAAGAGAAAUAUUAAAAAAUUGUAAGCUUAAUUACAGGACAGUUGUUCAUGUGCUUAAGUUAUUGUUCUAUUAAACCGUUUUGGUAACUUUGCAACAAUUGUGGUUCUACUGUCCCAGAAUGUACUCAUGGAUCCUGGAAAUACCCUUUUUAAAAUCAGAUUUUCGAGACCUAACUUUAAGCAACAAACAGAACAUUUGUUUUUGUUUUGCUUCAAUAUAAAUUUCAAAUUGAAAUCGUUCCUGUCAGGUAAGUUGGUUUUGUGGUUCGUAUUGGUUAGCAGUUAAUGCAAUUAGUGAAAGAAGAUGAGCAUGAUAUUAUGAUGAAUUAGCAAAACCGAGGUCUGACUUAUCUGCCAAAGCUGAAGAUAACACAGACAUAAAGUUUGAUAAUUUAUUAUAUCAUGCAAAAUCCAAAUUAAAUUAUUUUUUAUUAUAAAUAUAGUUUUUUAAACAAACUGCUUAAAUUAAUGCUACAAAAGAAGACACCUCUUUCUAAAUUUGAGAAAAGUUUAAGAACACUUUGCACAGACAGAGGGCUUUAUUUUGGGAGGUUGAACAUGAACUGGGAUAACUUUUUUUGCUUUUUGAUCUCAAGGUACAAGAAUUUCCAAGCAGUGAGCUAAAAGGAGAGGGAGGACUUGUCGGUCCAGUUCUUUACAUUUCAGGCUCUCAAAAUGUGACUCUCAUCGCGCCUGUAACAAUCAGGAUUCCUCUCACCCUCCGUAAAGGAAAACAAGAGUUGGCAGAGUUAUGUCCUGGUGAACUGAGGAUAUUACACUGUGAAUCACUAGUUGAACCACAUGACUGGAAAGACAUCACAGGUCAAUUAGAUGAACCUGCACGUCUUGUAGAUGGGAAAGUGCAAUUCAAAGUUAGGCAUUUCUCUGGGUAAGUAUUUCUUGCCGGCUUUAAUUGGAAAAUAGUACGCAAGACGUAGAUGAGAUUUAACAGUAUUUUAGUGUACAGUCAUACACGCAUGUAUUUCUUUUAAUUAAACAUAGAUUCAAAAAUUGAAAUGAUCACUUGCAUACGUAGACUCAAGGUUACUGUGCAAUGGCUGUUAGUCAUUUCCGUUGGGUUGCUUAAGGUUUAUUUGGUUUUUCCUUAUAUUUGAUAGAUUCCGUCCAAUCAAGUUGAUCAAGUCACUUUUACAAUCUGCUUCGGGCCUCACUGAGUUUAUAGGAAAACUUCUCAGUAGGUCUAGGCCUCACCUUGCCCAAUUUUCUACGUGCUUGUGUAAGACCCCUGGUCCCGGACAUUUUGGACUCAAACUUUUCUGCUAUCCUCCAAGCCUGCAAUAUGAUGUGAACCGGCGAAUAUCAGAGUGUGUCGUGCCCUACAAAGGCGAAGGCAGCUCUCGUGAACCAGUUUGUGAAGAGGAGAAAAUUUUGGUGUCUCUUUCUCAGGCAAUCAUACCCCAAGGCACAGACGAGAAAAAAGCCUUACAAUUUGUGAGGUAUAAUAUCGUAUAGUUUAUUUUUGGCCCAUCAAGUACAUUGGAUUUAGUAGAAUACAUCUAGAUACAGUCAUGGUAGUUUUACAUAGAAAUAAUUUAUUCAUUCUAUUGUAAAAUUGAACAUUGUUCGAUUGUCAGUUGACCAUUUUUCGCCACUGCUUUUCCAGGUUUCUUAUUAAUCAAUUGGACUAUGGAGGUAUACAAGUUUGUUUUUUUCGGACGUGAUUAUCUUCAAAUGCUCGUUUUUAAAGAUUCAGUAGGGCUCUCGUUAAAUGUGCUGUCAUUUUGGAUUGUGAGAAAAGAUUUCAAAGCAUGUGCUUUUCUGAACGAAGACUCGGCUGGUGUAGUGUACGUUGAAUUUGUCUCAUUUAAAUUUAUUUCGUUUUGAACAGAUUCCACGAGGACAAAGUUUUUGACACAGGUGGUGAAGUUUGCGUAGGAAGUGAGAGUGUUCCAGGAGUGAAGUUUUUCGACCAAAGUCGUGAACUUUUGUGCAACGUGACCAUAGUAUUAGCAUCUCAAGUAGGUGACAUUUUUCGGUUUAUGGAUUUGUUAAUCAAAUGUACUUUUAGCCCAGAGCUAAUAUACUACUGAUGCCAACCUUACUGUCGUAGAUGUAGCCCAAGAUGAUAGCAUUACACGUCAGCUUAUUAACAAGAUUUUUAAAUUGUUACCUGUGAGGUUCUCAAGCUAGGUGUUUUUUCCCUCUUGCAGGUAUCUCAUCCAUCUGGGGUCGUCCUUCCCUUGUCAGAAAUUCAAAGAGCUCAGGUUUGUUACUUGUUUAUUCAUUUAAUAAAUAUGGUUGUUUUUUUAUUCAUCCCCUCCUUCCUUAAAUUCUUACCUCUUUUAUCCCUUUGGUUGGUCCUUAUGACUGGCUAUUUCGUUCUAUUUUCAACCAAGGCUACUGAAUUGUAACCGUUUUGGUAUUGUGGCACCUUUCUUUUUAUAAAAGCAGUCCUUCGUGGAAAAUUCGGAGUCAAAGUCUAACCGUUGUCUGUUGCGGUUUUGCAGGAAAUGCCUCGGUCAAAUCGAAACAUUCAAUCCUCAGUGGACGUAGAUUCACUACAUGAGCACGGCAAGAAAUUACAUGUCACUCUUCUAGCAACUGAAUGGUGUUCGGCAAAGGGUGGUUUGUCCACCAUAAACAGAGUGCUCGCCAAACAGUUUUCAUCAAAUCCCAAUGUAAAAGUCACUUUGUUUGCUCCUCCAUUUGAAUGUAAAUGUAAGGAAAAAGACAAAGCAGAAGCUUUUAAAUGUGAUAUUAAUAUUAAGGAAGCAGAUGGAAGAAUGUCAAACUCCACAGACCCCCUCGACUGGUUGGCGUUUCCCCCGGAGAAACUCCACAUAGACGUGGUUAUCGGUCAUGGUUGGAAGCUUGGGUGGCAGGCAGAGGAAAUCAGGAGAAGCCACUCCUGUAAGUGGGUACAGAUGGUCCACACAUGUCCUGAAGAACUUGCCAUGCACAAAAUCUGCGACAAACCUCUCUCCAGAGGUGAAGAGAAGCAUGUGUCGGAAGUUUCCUUGUGUGAAAAGGCCGACCUUGUUGUUACCAUAGGACCCAAAUUACAGGAAGCUAUUGCUAAGUCCCUCCGACCUUGCAAAGAAGAAAAAACUGUAUUGUCAAUAACACCAGGUGUCUUUUCUGAAUUUAAGUGUGCGAAAACCUCUGUAGCUGACUUGGAGAAUUUUUACAUUUUAGUUUUUGGCCGUUGUGAUCCAAAGGAUUUGUCCAUAAAGGGCUAUGAUAUUGCGGCAGAGGCCGUGGCUAUUUUGCGUCAUAGAUCAUAUCACCUUACCAUCAUUGGUGCAAACACUGACAAUCAAAAAGAGCUUGUUGAUAUUUUAGUCAGUUUUGGUAUACCACAUUGUCAGUUAACUGUAAGAAAGUUUCGUAAAGAUCGGGAAUGUUUAAUCAAAUCGUUGCGGGAGUUUGAUCUCGUCCUCAUGCCAUCAAGAACAGAAGGGUUUGGUUUAACUGCCCUUGAGGCAUUAUCUGCCGGUAUUCCCAUUCUUGUGAGUGGAAACUCGGGAUUUGCUGAAGCAUUGAAGAAAGUGGAAUUUGGUGAAUUUUAUAUUGUAGAAGACUUUAAGGAUGCUAAUGAAUGGGCAAAAAAAAUCAAGUCCAUUCGAGAGAAGGAACGGCGAUUGAGACUUAAAGAGAUUCGACAACUACGGACAUUCUAUGAAGAGAAGUACAGCUGGGAGAGUCAGUGUCAAGACCUUGUGGCGACAAUGUCAAACAUGGUUUAUGGUAUGAUCUAG